AUGUUUGUUGUCUCUUCAACACUUACACGUGCUGCUCUUUGUCGCAACACUCGACUACGACGCUAUUACUCGGCUCAACCCAACGAUGACUCAAAGAAGCUCAUUUACACGACACCCAAUGUAUCCCUUGUCAAGCUUGCCAAACUCUUCUCAUUGUCUACUUUUGGGAUCUCAUCCGUGUCGACACCAGCUGUAAUGUACUUUUGGGAGAGUCCAGCAGUACAAGCAAGUGGAAUAAGUUCAACUAUGUUCCUUGGUGCUCUUGCGGCAAGUGCAUGCUCAACCGGUGCCAUCCAUUACCUCCUAUCCCCUUUUGUCAACAACAUCUACUUGCAUACCAAGCAACAUCAAGAGCAGCAACGCAUUUCACCCAAUACCAAAGUAACGAUUGAAACGCUCGAUUUAUUGGCACGUAAACGUCAAAGCACACUCGCCCUCCGAGAUUUGAUGCCAUCCUCUGGUUUACUCUUAACCUGGACUGUCAAUCGCAAAACGGCGCCCAAGGAUCUGCCACAGAAUCGGUUUUGGUUGGAUAAACGCAAUGGCACAGGUGAUGAGGCUGCAAUGAGGAGUAUGUUGCGUGUCAUCAAUGGUAAUCAAGAUCAACGGCGCGUCGUAUAG
Molecule: messenger RNA, 621 nt
Organism: Lichtheimia ornata
Lineage: Eukaryota; Fungi; Mucoromycota; Mucoromycetes; Mucorales; Lichtheimiaceae
Exons: 4
Coding region: 1-621 (206 amino acids)
Biological process (GO): mitochondrial proton-transporting ATP synthase complex assembly
Cellular component (GO): mitochondrial membrane
Source: RefSeq, a predicted model, not a curated record